Messenger RNA from Coccomyxa subellipsoidea C-169, 1398 nucleotides. Its product is annotated as MFS general substrate transporter. Gene Ontology annotation, biological process: transmembrane transport. The record is from RefSeq and is a predicted model, not a curated record. Bases 1 to 1398 code for a protein of 465 amino acids. The transcript is spliced from 10 exons. Gene Ontology annotation, molecular function: transmembrane transporter activity. NCBI's taxonomy places the organism in Eukaryota, Viridiplantae, Chlorophyta, Trebouxiophyceae, Coccomyxaceae. Gene Ontology annotation, cellular component: membrane.
AUGGCGGCUGUGCUUCAGGAGGACAAAGUGGUGAGCAAUGAAACCACCAGGAAGCUGCACUGGCACAUAAUGCUGCGCUUCUGCCUCUUGACAGUCCUCAAUCACAUGGACCGCGCCAAUCUGAUUCCAUCACAGCUUAUAGCAGAGAGGGUGGGGACAAACAGGUGGAUCGGUUUCCUCACCCUGGGCUGGGGGAUUGUGGCGACAUGCAUGGCAGGGCUGACAAACAGCCCCACACACUUGUACAUUCUGCGUUUCCUGCUCGGGGCGUUUGAGGCGGGCACAUUUCCGGCCAUGUGGGCGCAUCUGACAAGGUUCUAUGCGGGUGGCCCAGACCUGGCUGCUGCCUGGGGCUUCAUUGGGGCUGCACAGCCCCUAGCUCAGGUGAUUGGUGCCCCGGUGGCGUCUGGGCUGCUGCUGACUGACGGCUUCUUGAAUCUGCACGGCUGGCAGUGGCUGUUUCUUCUGGAAGGAUUGCCCACCAUCUGUUUGGGUGUCUGGAUCUGGCUGACUUUGGCGCCCGGUCCACUUGGGGCAAAGUUUUUGACCGCUGCCGAGCAGGACUCUGUGCACCAGCAAGUCAAGCACAACAAGGAGAGGAUGGGGAAGGAGGGCGGAGGGCAGAGCACAAUGGACGGCAUACGCUGCUGGAAGGUGUGGGCUCAGGGGUUUGGCAGCGGCUGGGCCGGUAUCAUGCGUUACGGGGCCAUGUACUGGACGCCCCUCAUUGUGUUCUCUAUCAUCAAAGGGAAGAGCGCUGCCUCCGGGGCCACCCCUGAACAAGUCAAGGUCUCAGGGGCAGUGGCGGCUCUGCUAGCGGGUGUUCCCUACAGCUGGUCAGCUUUAGUCACGUACUUGAAUGCCCGACAUGCCAAGCGCACAGGGGAGAUGUACUAUCACUUGCUGGUGCCCCUGGCAAUCGGCGCGCUCGCACUGGCAGUUCUGGCAGUGGCUUUGGGCCACAAUUCAUACGUUGCUUUCUUCGGUCUGAUUCUCAGCAGCACCAGCCAAGCCUCCAACCCUCUCGAGUGGGGCUACCCUGCAACCUAUCUUUCUGGGCCUGCCCUAUCUUCCGGAUGGGCUGUUGCAAAUUGUAUUUCUGCCUAUGGCGGCAUUGUGGGGCCUUAUCUGAUAGGGGCUGUCAAGACAAGAUACGGAGGAUACACAAUUCCCAUGGUCAUCAUGACAGCGGUGAACUCUCUUGCGGUUCUGUAUUUUGCAGUCCUGCUUCGCUUCCUGCCUGCAAAGAUUGCCAAGAAGCCUGAUGAGGGCGCAGAGGAAGAUGGUCUGAGCGUUCCUGGGCAUUUUGCAUCAGUUGAGGGGACGCAAGAGCAUCAGGAUGCUGCAGAAUGGCAAGAAUCAGGAACAGUGGCAGAAUUGAAAAGGGAACAUAAUUGA